Molecule: messenger RNA, 1413 nt
Organism: Argentina anserina (silverweed cinquefoil)
Lineage: Eukaryota; Viridiplantae; Streptophyta; Magnoliopsida; Rosales; Rosaceae
Exons: 7
Coding region: 262-1194 (310 amino acids)
Molecular function (GO): 3'-5'-RNA exonuclease activity
Source: RefSeq, a predicted model, not a curated record
GGUUUUCCAGUUCAGACAUUAUUGAGCUUCUUCGCUUCCUUCUCUUUCUCUAAUCUCCCUUUGCUUCUUUUGCUACCUUUUUUAAUACUUGCACUUCUUCGUAAUCACUUUCUGUUUUGCCGAAUCUCCAACUUGAGCUUACAAGAGUCGAGUAUACCACCUAAUCCUCCUACCCUUCUUCUAUCUGGAUCAAUAAAUAUAUAUACGUGAUCAUGUAGAAACCUAAAGGGUUGCAUAUAUAUAGAGAGAGAUAGGAACAAGAUGAGUGUUUCUCUGACUGUGAUGACCUUCAAUCUCCAUGAAGAUCCGAGUCAAGAUAGUUCUAAUUCUUGGGAAAAGAGAAGAGAUUUGUGUAUGAGCGUUGUUACUAGUUAUUCACCAAUGAUCCUUUGCACUCAACAAGGAGCUAAAUCACAACUGGAUUAUCUUCAACAGUGCUUGCCAGGUUAUGAUCAAUUUGGGAUAUCAAGAAAAGGACCUGAAGACACUUUGGACGAACAUUGCACCAUCUUCUAUGACAAGGAGAAGGUGGAGCUUCUUGAAGGGGGAACAUUUUGGUUGUCAGAGUCACCUUCGGUCCCUGGAAGCAUGUCGUGGGGUGCUCUAGUUCCAUGUAUUGCUACAUGGGUGACAUUUCAACUGAAAGGAGUUGAGCCUCCUGGCUUUUCAUUCCAGAUAGUAAACACAAACAUGGAUGAGUUCAGUCCUCGUGCACGGAGGCGGAGUGCUUUGCUUACAUGGCAGCACAUUGCAUCCUUGCCACCUAACUUGCCGGUUGUUUACUGUGGAGGGUUCAACACACAAAAGGAAUCAACCACUGGUCGUUUUCUUCUUGGGAGAUCAAGAGAGCAUGGCGUGGUUGGUGAUAUGAGGGAUGCCUGGCCUAAUGCUCGUGUGAGGAAAAAUGCUUCUCUUAUUCGCACUUUUCAUGGAUUUAAAGGUGACAAACAAGGAGCUCUUGAAUUUUUCAAGUUGGUUUUCAGAGCUCUGUGCCUUUGCUGGGAUCGCCAAACACAGGAUCUACACAUAGAUUGGAUUCUUUUCAGAGGUAGAUCUCUUGUUCCUGUGCUGUCUGAAGUGGUGAGUGAUAACAUUGAUGGACAAUAUCCAUCCUCCCAUUAUCCAGUAUUUGCCGAGUUUCUGCUUCCCCGUGCUGUGAGAAUGGUUGACCCACCUGCUGUAGAGGAAAAUUGAUAUGCACCUAUUUUUGACCCACCACCUCCCUAAUUCUCGCCUUGGAGCAUUGAAGAUCCUGGUCAAUAGUUAUGCGGUUCAGACAUAUCUUAUUCACUAUUUGUUCACUCGCAUGAAAAGAGGUUGUGGAUCUCUUUUGGAGCGUUUAGUUUAUGUUAUGUCACUUUGUCCUUCAAUUUUCCAUUGAAAAGUUUAAUUGAUUCUUUCUUUUUCCUACGA